AUGCCACCCGCCAUGGUCCCGCCCGCCAUGGUCCCGCCCGCCAUGGUCCCGCCCGCCAUGGUCCCGCCCGCCAUGGUCCCGCCCGCCAUGGUCCCGCCACCGCCACCGCCCCCACCGGUCUAUCCAGCCAUCGAAAUGCCCUUCCCAUCGAUGAUUCUCGGAGCGCCACCACCCCCACCGCUCAUAGCGGGUAUAAUCCCCCCCUUGGUCGCCGGUGCACCCCCGCCCCCGCCUCCCCCACGCCCGCCCUCCAGCCGGGUGCUGGGCGCGCUCGAUGCCGGCACCCGACUGUCGCUCCUCCAGGCCUGCACAAGCUUCGAGCAUCUCCUCGCCGUACGCUUGAACGGCCCCGCGCUCUACGCAACGUACGAGCUCAACUGCAGUUCGCUGCUCACGCUCAUGACCGAGCGCUACUUCGCCGGCCUCAGGGGCAUCCCCUCGACCGCCGUGCUCGUCGAGUCCGCAAAGGAGGUCCUGAUCUACCAGCGCUACAUUGUGCAGGGCGAGAUCUCGCGGGAGGGCCAGCACGUGCUCGCAGGCCUACUGCAUGAUCGUCUAGUCACAAAGGACAGGAACAACGUCGUGAUGCGCACCGCCGAUAUUCCUCAACUAAAGGAGAACAAUUACUUUUAUGAGCGCUUCAGCGCAUUCUACCACGACCAGCUGGUGCACGCCACAUAUCCCAUGUAUGACGGCGACCCGCGGCACUGGGUGAUGCUGCAGGACGAGAGCCAUCUCAAUAUUGCAAUGGUCCCGACCGUCGUCAGUGAAAGCCCGGGGCUGCAGUCGGUCGAGUUUGAGGUUGAUGAUGUGCUCGACAUGGCGGACUUUUAUGCGGCGUGGCUGCUGACGUACCGCUUCAAGUAUGAGAGCAUCACGACAUUUGCGAGGCGGCCAAUACCGAUCGCGCCCGCAGACUUGGGGAAAAUCCACUUUAUUGCGUUCCUGAUGGACCAGUUCUAUCUCUCGCAGCUCCCGUUCAACAGAAAGUCGAGUGCCCGCACCGGCCCGCGGAUUGCCGACCCGGUGGUGCGGGCGCAGACUGUGAAGACGCAGGUGCUGACGGGGUGGCGGAAUAGGUGUUUUAUGGGCGUGUGGUUCCCGCUGAAGAUUGCAGAGGAGGGCUUCUUCAGCCUGGACUUUUCGAAGGGCAUCUGGGAGAAGGUUCGGGAGAACCGUCGCACCACCAGGUGGGCGUACUUUCAGCGGAACGAUUGGGGCAUCUUUCAGGAGGUGCGGGGCGGCGGACAUCUGCUGUACUGGAAGAUGCUGGCGCAUCUGGCGGAGACGGUGUGGCGCUCGGCGACGGUGGUGGAGCGUGAGGAUCGGUCGUGGGAGGAGGCGUUUCUGGAUACGAAGGUGGAUUUUGAUGAGGAUUUUGGCGUGCUUAGGACGUUGGAGCUGGCGGCGAAGUAUGAGUUGGUGGAUACUAAUUGA
Molecule: messenger RNA, 1437 nt
Organism: Morchella importuna
Lineage: Eukaryota; Fungi; Ascomycota; Pezizomycetes; Pezizales; Morchellaceae
Exons: 1
Coding region: 1-1437 (478 amino acids)
Source: RefSeq, a predicted model, not a curated record